CCCCGCCCCGCCACCGCGUGGCUGUGCGUCCGGGCUGUUAGCGAGAAAGUGGUUUGACGCCGAGCUGGCGGCGGCGGGUCACGUGAGCGGAAGAUGGCGACCCCGGCUGGCGGUGGGGGCUCGGCGGUGUCGGUGCUGGCCCCGAACGGGCGGCGCCACACGGUGAAGGUGACGCCGAGCACCGUGCUGCUGCAGGUUCUGGAGGACACAUGCCGCCGACAGGACUUCAACCCCAGCGAAUACGAUCUGAAGUUUCAGAGGAACGUGCUUGACCUCUCUCUCCAGUGGAGAUUUGCCAAUCUGCCCAAUAAUGCCAAGCUGGAGAUGGUGCCCAUCUCCCGGAGCCGCGAGGGGCCUGAGAACAUGGUUCGCAUCGCUCUGCAGCUGGAUGAUGGCUCUAGGUUGCAAGACACUUUCUGUUCGGGCCAGACGCUCUGGGAGCUUCUCAGCCAUUUUGCACAGACCAGGGAGCGUCUGGAGCAGCCGUGUGAGGCGAGCCCGGCCUGUGUGUACAUGAGGGAUGAGGUGACGGGCAGAGCCUCCUUGCAGGCCACGACGCUCCAGUCCCUAGGCCUCACGGGGGGCAGCGCCAUCAUCAGGUUUUCCAUGAAGCGCUGCAGCUCUGCUGGGGUCGCCCGGAGCAAAGCCCCAGGAAGUCUGACCGUUUCUCUUUCGGCCGACCAGGCCGCCGGCAGCCCUCUGCUUCCCCUGGAUUCAGCAGGGCUCAGCCAGGGGGACGUGAGCCAUCAGGACGAAGCAGGCAUCUCGGGGGCCGGCUGUGUGGAUGCUCAAGCCAAGCAGAUCUCCACGGAGCCUGCCCCCGCCCCCUUUGUCCCUUUCUCAGGUGGGGGGCAGCGACUGGGGGGCUCCUCCGGGUCAGCCAGGUCUCUGAUGUCGCCCUCAGCCAAAUUGCCUAAGUCCUUCUCCAGCCCUGGAGGCCCCUCCGAGCCGAAGAAGUCUAGGCCUGGCCAGGAGCCCCGGCCAGAGCCAGAGCCGCCGGUGGAUCGGGACCCUGUGGUGUGCCACCCUGACCUGGAGGAGCUGCUCCAGGCCUGGCCUGCGGAGCUGCCGGACGAGUUCUUCGAAGUGACCGUGGACGAUGUGAGGAGACGCUUGGCCCAGCUCAAGAGUGAGCGGAAGCGCCUGGAAGAAGCGCCCUUAGUGACCAGGGCUUUCAGGGAGGCUCAGAUGAGGGAGAAGCUGGAGCGCUACCCUAAGGUGGUCCUGAGGGUCCUGUUCCCUGACCGCUACAUCCUGCAGGGCUUCUUCCGCCCUAACGAGACAGUGGGUGAUCUGCGGGACUUUGUGAGGAGCCACCUGGGGAACCCUGAGCUGCCCUUCUACCUGUUCAUCACUCCUCCAAAAAGUGUCCUGGAUGACCCCACGCUGACCCUCUUCCAGGCAAAUCUCUUCCCUGCGGCCCUUGUGCACUUUGGAGCCGAGGAACUGACAGGCCUCUUCCUGGAGCCUCGGCUGCUGGAACACACGGUCUCCCCGUCUGCGGCUGACGUGCUGGUGGCCAGCCUUCUGUCCGCAGGUGCAUGUCCAGGGCUGCUGGAACCCCACCCCCGAUGUCAGCCCCUGACCCUGCACCCCUUGAAUUGGAGCCAAUGGCCGAGGCAGGGGCAGUGGGGCUCCCUGAACCCAGCCCCGGGACGGCCCAGCCAGUCAGGAGGGAUCUGGGCAAGGUGCCCAAGUGGCUGAAGCUGCCAGCCAGCAAGAGGUGAGCGCCACCAGCCCGGACGUGCCCCGUGUGCCGGCCGCAGGACCCCUCCCCACCCUGAGCGGAAAUAAAGGUGUGAGCUUCUCUCGA
Molecule: messenger RNA, 1813 nt
Organism: Neomonachus schauinslandi (Hawaiian monk seal)
Lineage: Eukaryota; Metazoa; Chordata; Mammalia; Carnivora; Phocidae
Gene: ASPSCR1
Product: ASPSCR1 tether for SLC2A4, UBX domain containing
Exons: 16
Coding region: 94-1704 (536 amino acids)
Molecular function (GO): protein binding
Source: RefSeq, a predicted model, not a curated record